Messenger RNA from Alternaria atra, 1257 nucleotides. RefSeq lists its product as uncharacterized. The transcript has a single exon. Bases 1 to 1257 code for a protein of 418 amino acids. Gene Ontology annotation, molecular function: catalytic activity. The record is from RefSeq and is a predicted model, not a curated record. NCBI's taxonomy places the organism in Eukaryota, Fungi, Ascomycota, Dothideomycetes, Pleosporales, Pleosporaceae.
AUGCCCCAAACACUCAAAAUCGCAUCCGCGCAAGCACGCACCCUCUCCACGACCGCCGAAACUCUCGCUGCCCUCGAAGCUACCACAAAGCGCGCCGCAUCCCAAGGUAUCGAUGUCCUCCUAUUUCCCGAAGCAUAUCUGGGUGGAUAUCCUCGUACUUGCUCUUUUGGCGCUGCGGUUGGUGCUCGCGCGCCCGAAGGUCGGGAGCAGUUCUUACACUAUUUCCACGAUGCUGUCGAUAUGGGCGACACACCGAGCGGCGCUGGGCAAGAUUGGUUAGACAGAAAGCUCGAGUUGCCCAGGGGGAAGGAAUAUAGAGGUGAUGGGACAAGAGAGGAGUUGGAGAGGAUCGCAAGGGAAACUGGUGUCUUUGUUGUUACCGGAAUAGUAGAGAAAUCUGGCGGAACACUAUACUGUGGAGUUGUUUUUGUCGAUCCAAAGAGGGGCAUAUUGGGAAAGAGGAGGAAGGUCAUGCCCACUGGCAGUGAGAGAUUGAUUUGGGGGUUUGGAAGUGCCAGUACACUGAGGGCGGUGACAACAGAGAUCAAGGGUGUCAAGCUGUGUAUGGGGUCGGCGAUAUGCUGGGAGAACUACAUGCCGCUUCUAAGACAGAGCUUGUAUAGUCAGAACGUCAAUUUGUGGUUUGCGCCAACAGCGGACGCGCGCGAUGCUUGGGCGUCGCUGAUACGGACGGUAGGCUGCGAAGGUCGAUGCUUCGUGGUGAGCGCGAACCAGUGCGUCAAGAAGAAACACCUUCCGGAGUGGAUCUCGGGCCAGGCACAAUCACAGAGCAACGGAGAUGCAAUUGGCGUUGGUAGGAGAAUAUCGCAACAGGGCAGUGGGGCCGCUGGCAGACGACGAAGUACUAUCACGAAGACACCGGAGGGCCACGAAAUCUGUUUGCCAAUACCGGAAGGACAAGCGUCAAUUGCAAACGGCGACUCUUCAGCCAUCGAUUCUUCAUCGACUACAGAUGGCCCUCUUAGCCCCAAGCAGCAGCCGUUCUCGCAACUCCAGUCAUCAUCUGCGAACGGUGAAGAGUUUGUUUCUCGCGGCGGUUCUAUGAUCGUAUCACCGCUAGGUGACGUGCUUGCUGGGCCACUAUGGGAGCAAGAAGAUGAACUGCUAAUUGCGGACGUCGACUUCGAAGAUUGUGAGCGUGGCAGACUCGAUAUGGACGUUGCGGGAAGCUAUUCGCGCAUGGAUAGCUUCAAGCUCAGCGUUGAGGGUCUUGAUCUAAAUCCGCCUCCGAUGUAA